CUGGUGGACCACAGCAGCCUGGACAUCUCGCGGUGGGUGGUGAGCAGGGUCUUCUACAAGGGGCAGUACUACCGGGACAUGGCGCAGCUGGAGGGCGCCUACGUGCAGGGUCGCGUCAGCAUGGAGAAGGUGAGGAGGGCGCCGCGGGACGGGGACUUCUCGUCCAUGAAGCCCCGAGCGCCGCCGGCCGCACUGUUCCCUCUGCAGUACGAGCCCCAGGGUCCCCGCUACAGCGUCAGGAACAACCAUGUCCUCUUCCAGGGCUGGAGCUUUGCCUUCGGGCUGAGCGCGAGCACGGGCCUGCGCCUGUUUGACGUCCGGCACAGGGGGGAGAGGGUGGCCUACGAAAUCAGUGUCCAAGAGGCGCUGUCGGUGUACGGCUCCAACUGCCCCGGGGGGAUGUCGACGCGGUACAUGGACGGGAGCUUUGGCAUGGGGCGCUACACGUCCCCCCUGGUGCGGGGGGUGGACUGCCCGUACUCGGCCACCUACGUUGACACGCACGCGCUGUCCGCGGCCCUGCGCCCCCGCCGCAGGAGGGCUUCCCUCUGCAUCUUUGAGCAGAACCUGGGCUCCCCGCUGCGGCGCCACUACUCCACCCUGCAGUCGCUCUACUAUGGGGGGCUGGUCAACUCCGCCCUGGUCGUUCGCUCCAUCGCCACCGUGGGCAACUACGACUACGUGUGGGACUUCAUCUUCUACCAGAGCGGGGCCAUCGAAGGCAAGGUGCGGGCCACGGG
Molecule: messenger RNA, 740 nt
Organism: Pterocles gutturalis (yellow-throated sandgrouse)
Lineage: Eukaryota; Metazoa; Chordata; Aves; Pterocliformes; Pteroclidae
Product: membrane primary amine oxidase-like
Exons: 1
Biological process (GO): amine metabolic process
Cellular component (GO): plasma membrane
Molecular function (GO): copper ion binding; primary methylamine oxidase activity; quinone binding
Source: RefSeq, a predicted model, not a curated record